This is a messenger RNA of Rotaria socialis, 1461 nucleotides long. NCBI's taxonomy places the organism in Eukaryota, Metazoa, Rotifera, Eurotatoria, Philodinida, Philodinidae. The record is from the annotation of a GenBank genome assembly.
AUGUUGCUCAUAAAACAAUUUUUAAUUGUAUUACUUUUGUCAACAAGUAAAACAAUUUCUCUAAAUACUAUAGCGACAACAACAACACUACCGUCAAAGGUAUUAAAUAGUAAUAAUAAUAUUUAUAAUACAAAAAUUAUCAAGAAAAAUUUGUCGAUAAAUCAAAACGAACAAAAUUUGAUAAUAUCAUCACAAGACAUAACUAGCAGUGAUGCGAUAGCUGAAGAAAUUAAAAAUGAAGUAUUCGUUAAUGAUUUGUUAGAAACAGUUAACGAAUCUUCUGUUGUUCUUAUACCAGAAACUCAUCAAGGACCACAUUAUGAAAUCGAUUGGAAUUUUAUUGAUAAAGACACUAUUCGUGUCAAAUUUGAUCUAUAUUCUCUUCCAAAAUCAUUAAUGGAUAAUAAUAUACGUACUGAAUCCAAGAAAAGUAAAACCAAUUUAUUAGCGACAAUGACUACAAUGCCUUCAAGCUCUCUUAAAUCACUAUAUUCAUUAGAAUAUUUUCUUUUUAUUAUUCGUCCACACAAUAAAAACCGAGAAAUUGUACUUAAAAUGGAAAAAUUAAAUUCAAGAAAUACAACAUCAAGACCAUAUCCACAUUUUGCAAAUUCAUUGCGAUUAACUUCAUUAAAUCAUCAUGAAAAAUAUAGUGUUUGCAUAUAUUAUUAUAAAAACAAUGUCUCGAUGAAAUUUCCAGAUUUACUUCUUUGCCAAGAUAUUAUAAAUGAUUACGCAAAAUUUGCUCAUUUAAAAGCAGAUGCAAAGCAUGGUCUUGUAUUUAUUGGAACACAGUAUUCAAUUAUCAUAGGUUUACUUGUUGUUUUACAAAGUGUCUAUUCAAUGCGAAAACGUCGUAUAACUGAGUAUAUUUCUCAACAUUUAACAACAACAGCACAUAGUAUUCGUAGUACACUUUCAUCGGUUAGUCUUGUACGACAAUCAUUUUCUUCAUUGGAUGUAGUAGCUGAACAGCAACACAAUCAGCACACGACAAAUACUCAAAACAGUCAGCAUGAAACAAAGACUGAUGAAGAAGGAAAACUUAAACGACGGUUACCAUCAGCACAGUUUAAUAUUCAAAACAGUCAGCAUGAAAUAAAGACUGAUGAAGGAAAAAAUAAAAAACGGUCGCCAUCAGUACAAUUUAAUACUAUUAAUCAGCUAUCACCGCCGACGAGUGACGGUGCUACUAGUUCGGAUGAAACUGAACCAUUCCUUAAGCGAGUAUCAAGUAAAAAUCAUGUACAUUUUUUACUUGGUCCAGGAGAAGGAUCUGAUGACGAUGACGAUAUUCAUCAGCAUGACGGUAAUGAAACAAAUAAAAAUUCGAAUUCACAAUCUGCAUCGGACAGUACCGAACCAUACGGCAAUCAAGCAGAUGCUUUAUUAUCCAUGGCUCAUAUAUUGGACACAAACAAGCCAUGGUCUCGACACAAUCAAAAUAUGUCUCCAGUAUAA